Aedes albopictus (Asian tiger mosquito) is the source of this 5364-nucleotide messenger RNA. RefSeq lists its product as uncharacterized. Lineage: Eukaryota; Metazoa; Arthropoda; Insecta; Diptera; Culicidae. The transcript is spliced from 2 exons. The record is from RefSeq and is a predicted model, not a curated record. Gene Ontology annotation, molecular function: nucleic acid binding; zinc ion binding. Gene Ontology annotation, biological process: DNA integration. The coding region runs from base 1 to 5364 and encodes 1787 amino acids.
AUGAAGAAGUCAUCCCUGCGAAAAAACACUCUCCAUCACAAGUCGCUGCUGCGGCGGAGAAGCAAUAUUCUCGGAUCGGCCAGGUUAAUAAAACUGUUCGAUGAGCAGUACGACCCCGAAACGCAAGUGAAUCAAGUGCCGUUGAGGAUCGAACGCCUCGAUGAACUGUGGCGAAAUUUCGAAAGUGUUCAGGACGAAAUUGAAGUGAUAGAAAAUGAGCAAGAAGAUUUCGCGGAGUCGCGUCAAGAGUUCCAUGAUUUGUAUUUCGCGUUGAAGGCUUCUCUCACAACUAAACUCCCUCGUAACAAUCCGAUGCCGGUUAAUCAAGAACCCCGAAUCGUUCAGCACGUCGCGCCGCCGCCGGUUCAACAAAUCAUGUCGGUCAAACUUCCGGAGUUGAAGAUGCCGGAAUUCGACGGCCAACCGGAGCAAUGGAUCGAGUUUCGCGAUUUGUUCAAAUCCGUAAUCCACUCAAAUGUGCAACUGUCGGCUGUGCAAAAACUGCACUAUUUGCGCAGUAGUUUGAAGGGUGACGCGUCUCGUCUUAUCGCUUCCAUUGCGAUUACCGCGGACAAUUACGCUAUCGCAUGGAAAACUAUUUGUGACCGGUACGAAAACACAAACUAUCUCGUGAAGCAACAUAUGUCUGCUCUUUUCCGCGUUCCGUCAGUGCGAAAGGGUACUUCUUCAGCCUUGUCCGAAUUAGCGGACGAGUUCAACCGCCAUGUCGGAAUUCUCGACAAGCUCGAGAAUAUAGAUGCCCACUGGAAUUCUUUCCUGGUGGAGCGCCUAAGCAGCCUACUUGACGAGAAGUCUCUCAUCGAGUGGGAAACUCAGUGUAGUGAAGAAGAAUCGCCUCAGUAUACGGAUUUGCUUGAGUUCAUCCGAAAGAGAUCGCGUACUCUACAAAAGUGCUCCACGUCGUGUAACUCUUCUUCGACUGUGCAAGUGAAGCCCACAAAAGCCAAAUCAACCUCCUCUCACGUGGUUUCUGAGAACGUUGUGAAAUGUCCGAGCUGCAAACAAGCUCACGCGUUGGUUCAGUGUGAUGCGUUCAUCAAGUUGAACCCGAACAAUCGACUCGACUUUGCCAAAAAACAUCGUUUGUGCAUAAAUUGUUUGAGAGGUGGCCAUAUGGCUAAGGACUGCCGAAGUAGUUUGUGUAGAACGUGUGGAAAGAAGCAUCACAGUAUGCUACAUCUACCAACACCGGUGUCGAAUUCGGCGGUUAUCACUCCACCGAACGAAGAGCAAAUGCCGAACACUAGCGUGUACAGCUAUCUGUUCUACAGCAACCACUACAUCUCAACCGCGCCGGUCUCGCGAAACGAUUCGUCGCUUCACGCCGCGAUCGACCAACCCCCCUCUCCAUCGCCGGUUGUUUCGCUCGAUCGCAACGAAUCUGAACCAACCCCAUACUGCGCCCAGCCUCCACAGCCUCUACCACCCGCCACAUCGUUGACCCAAGCAAACAAUACUUUUGAAAGCAUUGUGUUCCUAUCGACGGCUGUUGUUCGAGUUCGAGAUGUGAAUAACGUGUACCACUAUGCACGGGCUCUAUUGGACAGUGGUUCCCAAUCGAACUUUGUUUCUGAAUCACUGUGCCAGAAAUUAGAUCUCAAGCGUAUACGAAUCAGCCUUCCUGUUAGCGGUAUCGGGCAAGCCACCGUAAACGUACACUACAAGGUGAAUAUCGCGCUCGCGUCACGGUUCGGCGGUUUCGAACAAGAAAUAGACUGUUUGGUCCUACCGAAACUCACCGUGAGUCUUCCUAGUCGAAGUGUAGACAUUUCUCGCUGGACCAUUCCGCGUAACUUGCCGUUAGCUGAUCCGAGGUUCAACAUUUCCCACGGAGUGGAUCUCAUUGUUGGAGCGGAACUGUUUUUCGCUCUUCUCGAAUCCCAAAGGCUAACCCUCGCUGAUGGAUUUCCCAUUUUGCAGAAAACUGUAUUAUGGUAUGUGGUGUCUGGCACAUCCCCCGCAGAGGCGCAGAAGACGGUAGUGUGCCACGUUGCUACCGAACAAGAUCUAAACGCCCAGCUGGAACGGAUGUGGGAAGUCGACGAUUUCGACGUCGGACGAGCGCUAACGCAGGAAGAGCAACAUGUAGAAGACCACUUCAUGCGCACUGUAUCCCGUGACGACACAGGACGCUAUGUUGUACGCCUACCGCUUAGAGAAUCCAGCAUCCCAUUCCUUGGAGAUUCCUACAAGGCUGCAGCCAAUAGAUUUUCGAUGAUGGAAAAGCGUUUUGCCAAGGACGACGAGCUGCGUGUGGAAUAUACGCAGUUUAUGGAGGAAUAUCUUAGGCUGGGCCAUAUGGAGGAGUGUUCCCGCGUCGAUGGUCCCCAGUUUUACCUCCCGCACCACGCUGUACGUCGGCCAGAAAGCACGACCACAAAAACCAGAGUCGUCUUUGACGCGAGCAGCAAAUCCCAUGGCCAAUUGUCGCUGAACGAUGUCCUUUUCACCGGCCCAACGGUACAGCCAACUUUGCUCGCCGUGGUUGUUAAUUUCCGGCUUCCCAGGUACGUAUUCUCCGCGGACGCCGAGAAAAUGUUUCGGCAAGUGUGGGUCCACCCGGACGAUCGAAGAUUCCAAUCUGUCGUUUGGCGUUCGGAUCCGUCUCAACCGUUGAAGCACUACCACCUGAAAACGGUGACCUACGGAUUGGCCAGCUCACCGUACCAAGCUGCCCGCGUCCUUAAUAAGCUCGCCGAAGAUGAUGGAGACCAAUAUCCCCUGGCUGCACCAGUUGUUACAAAGCGCUUCUACGUGGAUGAUGCCUUUGCUGGAGGUGACAUCUUAGAGGAGGUUGCGGAGACAUGUCAGCAGUUACAAGAACUUCUCGCCAGAGGGGGUUUCACCCUUCGUAAGUGGUCUGCCAACGACCCUACCGUGCUACGUCACAUACCCAGUGAACUGCAUGGAGCAACCAGUCCAACGGAAAUCGGACGUAGUAUGGCCACAAAGGCACUGGGAUUACAGUGGAACCCAAUCACGGAUAAGCUCAGUUUCCAAGUUCCCGACCUGGAAAAUCUAGACAUCGUCACCAAACGAGCCGUGGUAUCCGAAAUGUCAAGGCUCUUUGACCCCUUAGGCCUACUGGGACCGGUCGUCAUCAGCGCAAGGAUGUUCGUCCAAGGAUUGUGGGCAAAGCGGCUCACUUGGGAUGAAGAAUUGUGCGAAGAAGAAAGUCUCUGGUGGCAAUUGUUCAGGGAAGAUCUGGCGCAACUGAAGAAAAUUGCCGUUCCGCGGCACGUCAUGUCCAACUAUCACCGGGAAUAUCAGUUGCAUUGCUUUUGCGAUGCGUCAUCGAAGGGCUACGGAUGCUGUGUGUAUGUAGUUGGACCCAAUAUGGAUGGCGAAAUAGAAAGCAAGCUUCUGAUUGCGAAAUCCCGAGUUGCUCCUCUUCGUGGCUUGUCCAUACCCCGGUUGGAACUUUGUGCGGCUGUCCUUGGCAGUCAAUUGGUCCACAACCUGCGAACAACAACAGAUUUCGACGGAUCAGCAGUGUUUUGGUCGGACAGCACUGUCGUAUUGCACUGGAUACAGUCGCCACCGAGUGACUGGAAAGUGUUCGUUUCUAAUCGUGUUGCGGAGGUGCAACGUCUUGCUCGUGAGCUUCCCUGGAACUACGUCCCAUCCGAGCUUAAUCCUGCGGAUCGCAUAUCGCGCGGGACAAAUCCGAGUCAAAUUAUCGACGACUCACUUUGGUGGCAUGGGCCACCUUUUCUAAGGCAGGAGGCUGAAUCUUGGCCGGAUUUCCCAUCAAAACCCACGACAACUCAAGACACCGAGCUGGAGAAACGUGUCGUCGUAGCGCUAGUUACCAACCCAAUCGACGAUUCUAUUUUCGAGCGGUAUUCAGACCUGGGGAAGCUGUUGAGGACGGUGGCAAUGUGUAUCCGAUUUGGUUCUAACUGUCGACGGCCGAAAGCAGAAAGAGUGUACGGCAAUCUCACUCCACCGGAAAUCGACGGAGCAUUGAAAGCCAUGGUACGUCUCGCUCAGGUAAGCAGUUUUUCUAAGGAAAUCCAUCUUCUCAAACGAUCUAAACUUGAUUUCGAAGCCAAAUCUCCUCUAAGAAACCUGAACGUUUUCCUCGAUCAGUUCGACCUUCUGCGCUUGGAUGGUCUAUUGAAAAAUUCUCCUGGCCCAUACGAUUCGAAAUUCCCAUUGAUUCUACCAGCAAAUCACCGGAUUAGCUUCCUGAUAGCGCGCUCUCUCCACGUAAGGACGGCCCAUGCAGGACCUUCAUUGCUACUUGCGACUAUGCGCCAAAGGUUUUGGCCGGUGCGUGGGCGUGAAUUAGUUCGGAGAGUGGUCCGAAAGUGCAUUACUUGUUUCCGCUGCCGCCCUACGGAUUACCACCAACAAAUGGCUCCACUACCAGCGGCCAGAGUCGCUCCAUCCAGAGUAUUCUCCAAAGCCGGGCUGGACUACUGCGGGCCAUUUAGCGUUCGUCCUUUGUAUGGGAGGGGGGCCAACGUUAAGAUGUACGUCGCGAUUUUCGUCUGCCUGGCGGUAAAAGCGGUGCAUUUCGAAAUCGUUCCGAGUCUCACGUCCGCCGCGUGCAUUAAUGCAAUCAAACGGUUUGUAGCUCGACGCGGUCGGUUGAUUGAGCUACAUUGCGAUAACGCCACAGCCUUCGUCGGGGCUGAUCGCGAGUUGAAAUCGUUGCGUCGUCAAUAUCUCGAGCAGUUCAAGACGGACGAGUGGAAGGACUAUUGCCUUGAUGCCGGAAUAUCCUUCCGCUUUAUUCCUGCUCGCUCUCCACAUUUUGGGGGGCUGUGGGAGGCCGGAGUAAAGUCGUUCAAAUACCACUUUCACCGAAUUUUCGCUGCCAAUUCCUACACUUUGGACGAGUUUACUACAGCAGCGACCCACAUUGAGAGCAUUCUGAACUCCCGGCCUCUCACACCCCUCACUGACCAUCCCGAUGACCUCACCGUGCUUACGCCUGGCCACUUUUUGGUCGGGGAACCGAUGUUCUCCAUCCCAGAGCCGGACAUGACGAAGGAUCCCGUGUCGCGACUCUCUAGAUUCCAGGAACUACGCCGCUCUGUCCAAAACUUCUGGAAACUUUGGUCCAGAGAUUACGUCACACAGCUACAUCAGCGAUCGAAAUGGAGGACUCCCUCGCCGAAUAUCCAGAAGGGAGAUUUGGUCCUUCUGAAGCAGGAGGGGCUUCCGCCGUUCAUGUGGAACAUUGGACGGGUCGACGAAACAUACACAGGUCCUGACGGUUUGGUGCGUGUAGUUCUUGUGCGCACGAACCGUGGAACGUAUAAACGGGCAGUAACCGAGGUUCGAGUAUUGCCAAUUGACGAUCCUGAUGACCAACUACAUUCUACGAACUAG